Alternaria viburni is the source of this 630-nucleotide messenger RNA. RefSeq lists its product as uncharacterized. NCBI's taxonomy places the organism in Eukaryota, Fungi, Ascomycota, Dothideomycetes, Pleosporales, Pleosporaceae. The transcript has 2 exons. The coding region runs from base 1 to 630 and encodes 209 amino acids. The record is from RefSeq and is a predicted model, not a curated record.
AUGUCGACACCCCGUCCGGAGGUGCGACCAGAUCAAGAAGUAGCGGGGAAACACGAAGACGAUCCUGCCUCUUCAAGUCAAGCAGAGCCACAAGCUGCAGAGCAUGACGAUGUCACUCCAGACGGUGCUGCCCCAGCUGACAUAGAGGGCCAGCCCAGUGCCACGGAUGAGCUCCGCGAGGUACUCAAAUUGUUGAAGAGACCACCGCACAGUAAUCACACCCGAGGUCUCUGCAACGACGGCCUUGUCAGAUACAUGGUCUGGUUACCAACACCAGACGAUGAAGUAACUCGCCAAGGCGUAUACGAUGCCCAGCCGUUAUCUCCUAGGAUGAUCAAGCGGUGGCUUGACCGGAAGCCAUGGAGCCAGGCAGUCGAGGAUCGCUUCCGCGGAGUAGACGGGCGAAAUGUUCCCAAAGAACAAUGGUUAAAUCCGCCUCCGGGGGUGUUGCCGUUCCCGGGAACGCUUAAUGAGCGCAUGGCUGCGAUUGAGCAGAACCAGUUAGAACGGAAGGAACAACAGAAGGAACUCGAAGAGAAGAUUGCGCGUGGAGAGAUUGAUAAGUCUGCCCUUGAAAAGCAUUGUACAAGCUGGGACGUAAUAAGUGACUAUAAUCUUGAUCCACGCUAG